AGUCCAAAGCAAAGCACUACCAGCAGAGUAGUGGCAACAAGCCUGCAACUCCGACAAGGUUCUAGCUAAGAUGGCCGGGGUACUCUCCGUCAAGGUCGCCGCCCUCGCCGGGCUGAUAUUCUCCGUGCUUGCUGCUUCCGCCGCCGCGAAGAAGCCGGCGGAGAACUACAACGCCUCCGCCGUGUCUUACAGCUCUAGCUGGCUCCCUGCUAGGGCCACCUGGUACGGCGCGCCCACCGGCGCCGGGCCCGACGACAAUGGCGGCGCUUGCGGGUUCAAGCACGUGAACCAGUACCCCUUCUCCUCCAUGACGUCCUGCGGCAACCAGCCCUUGUUCAAGGACGGCAAGGGCUGCGGCUCAUGCUACCAGAUACGAUGCAGCGGCGACCGUUCCUGCUCCGGCAACAUCGAGACGGUGAUGAUCACCGACAUGAACUACUACCCGGUCGCCCAGUACCACUUCGACCUCAGCGGCACGGCCUUCGGCGCCCUGGCCAAGCCCGGCCUCAACGAGAAGCUCCGCCACUCGGGCAUCAUCGACAUCCAGUUCCGGCGGGUGCCCUGCAACUUCCCCGGCCUGAAGAUCAACUUCCACGUCGUGGACGGCUCCAACGCCGUGUACCUGGCGGUGCUGAUCGAGUACGAGGACAUGGACGGCGACCUGACGCAGGUGGACAUGAAGGAGGCCAACUCGCGGUCGUGGGCGCCGAUGCACGAGUCGUGGGGAUCCAUCUGGAGGAUGGACUCCAACCACCGCCUCCAGGCGCCAUUCUCCAUGCGCAUCACCAGCGACUCCGGCAAGCAGCUCGUCGCCAACAACAUCAUCCCGGCCAACUGGAGGCCCAACACCGACUACCGCUCCUUCGUCCAGUUCAGUUGAUUCAUUCCGACCGAUCCAUCGGCCAGCCACGUGCUAGCUGCCCUCAAUCGAUCCAUCCAACAAAUCGUUGCCUUAUUUUUAUUUGGUAUUUCCGAGCGAUCAAAAGGAGUCUGAGAUGC
This is a messenger RNA of Lolium rigidum, 999 nucleotides long. RefSeq names its product expansin-B6-like. Gene Ontology annotation, biological process: sexual reproduction. The transcript has 3 exons. The record is from RefSeq and is a predicted model, not a curated record. Bases 71 to 880 code for a protein of 269 amino acids. NCBI's taxonomy places the organism in Eukaryota, Viridiplantae, Streptophyta, Magnoliopsida, Poales, Poaceae. Gene Ontology annotation, cellular component: extracellular region.